This is a messenger RNA of Daucus carota subsp. sativus, 572 nucleotides long. RefSeq lists its product as uncharacterized. NCBI's taxonomy places the organism in Eukaryota, Viridiplantae, Streptophyta, Magnoliopsida, Apiales, Apiaceae. The coding region runs from base 143 to 349 and encodes 68 amino acids. The record is from RefSeq and is a predicted model, not a curated record. The transcript has 3 exons.
GAAAAAGCGAAAAGAAAAGUAAGCGACAUAUAUAUUCCGAUAAUCCAGCAUUGCAACUCUCUCAUUUCCUCGUUUCUCUGAAUCUAAGAGCUCUCAAUUCUCUCCUGCCGCUAGGGUUUGCUUAUUCAUCUACACAAUCAGGAUGUCUACGGAAGCCCCUUUCACACCAAGAGAAAAGCUCUUUGAGAAGCAAAAGUUCUAUCAAAGUAUUCAUAAGCAUACCUAUCUGAAAGGCCCUAUGGAUAGAGUUACCUCUGUUGCCAUUCCUGCUGCCUUGGCAGCUACUUCUCUCUUCAUGAUUGCACGGGGUAUCUAUAACAUGUCUCACGGGAUCGGAAAGAAAGAAUGAUAUUUGCAUAUGGUGUAUUGAAUUCGUUACAAGCCUUUAAAGUCUUCAAGUUCUUCAGCUGUACCAAGACUUUUCGUUAUUUAAUAAUUGUCUAGUUGCACUCAUGCUGGAUGUGUAUCAGUACAUUGCUCUGCUACUUGAUUGAUUGUGUUGCAAUACUUCUUACUGUUUUCCUUUUGGCUUAGCAUCAAGGUGAAAAAAAAUACAGUUUGCCUGUCGGAAA